This is a messenger RNA of Trichoplax adhaerens, 180 nucleotides long. RefSeq lists its product as uncharacterized. NCBI's taxonomy places the organism in Eukaryota, Metazoa, Placozoa, Uniplacotomia, Trichoplacea, Trichoplacidae. The annotation marks the transcript as partial. The transcript has a single exon. The record is from RefSeq and is a predicted model, not a curated record.
UGGCUGAUCUCUACCCCAUCUAGGUGGCUGAUCUCUACCCCAUCUAGGUGGUUGAUCUCUACCCCAUCUUGGUGGCUGAUCUCUACCCCAUCUUGGUGGCUGAUCUCUACCCCAUCUUGGUGGCUGAUCUCUACCCCAUCUUGGUGGCUGAUCUCUACCCCAUCUUGGUGGCUGAUCUCU